GCAAAGUAGAGUAUGGUCGAGAGGUUGCUGACUGGCUAAUGCACACAGGCUCCUCUUUCAUAAUCUGUUCAGAUGAGUAUAAAAAGAGAGGAGGAAUAGCCAGGGUCAGUGAAGUAACACUCAAAGGUAGCCCUUUGUAAGGUAACCAAAAUGGGUGCAAUGCUGUAUGUGUGUUUAUUAGCAUCUCUGCUCUGCAGUGCUGUCACUUGCGACCACCAUGGCAAACAUAAAAAUGACCACCAUCACCAUGGGCAGCAACACCAUGGUCACCAUCAGCAAGGUCACGGUUGCCAUGGUCACGGCCAUGGACACAGCCACGGCCACCAGCACCACCACCAUCGUUGUGAUGAGACUGUGUUUCAUAAAAUUGGAGCUGGUAAUGCUGAAUUUGCUUUCAAAUUAUAUAAACAACUGGCCUCCCAGAAAAAUGGGGAAUCAAAAAAUAUCUUCUACUCUCCCCUGAGCAUCUCCAUGGCUCUUUCAAUGUUGUCAUUGGGUGCGAAGGGUGCAACACACAGCCAGAUUUUUGAAGGGCUUGGAUUCAAUGAUACAAAGAUCAACGAAAUAGAAGUGAACAAAGCCUUUGCACACAUUUUGGAUAUACUCAACCUGCAGACAGAGCUGGAGCUAUCCACAGGGGGUGCGGUGUAUGUGCAUGAGGGCUUCAAGCUGAUUCCCAAAUUUAUGGAGGACAUUAAACAUUUUUACCACUCAGAGGGCUUCACUGUCAACUUCAAAAACACCAUUGAGACAAUGGACAUAAUAAAUAAGUAUGUGCAGGACAAAACCCAUGGCAAAAUCACUGAGUUAAUCAAAGACCUGAGUCCAGAAAGUGUAAUGCUUCUAGUCAGCUACAUGUUUUUCAAAGGUAAAUGGGAAAAGCCUUUUAACCCUGAAUUAACUCAUAAAGAUAUCUUCCAUGUGAAUGACAAUGAAACAGUUCCAGUUCAGAUGAUGUCCAAAAUUGGCAUGUUUGAUGUUUAUCACGAUGAAGAGCUGUCCACUGAUGUGCUGAAGCUCCCGUACACUGGAAAUGCCUCACUGAUGCUUCUCAUGCCUCAAAAAGGAAUGAAACAUCUGGAAGAGGCUUGGAGCAAAGAGCAUUUUAAAAAAUGGCACAAAAGUGUACAAAGAAGUCAUCGGCAAAUUAUUCUGCCCAAAUUUGCAAUUUCUGCAUCCUAUUCACUUCAAAAUGUACUGUCUGAGAUGGGCAUUACGGAUGUGUUUAGUGACAGAGCAGACCUGUCAGGAAUAAGUGAAAAGGUGAAGCUCAAAGUAUCUAAGAUUGUUCACAAAGCAGCGAUAGAUAUUGAUGAGAAGGGAACCGAGGCAGCGGCGGCCACUGGUGUUGAAAUAAUAGCCAUCUCAAUGCCUCUGACAUUGAAAUUUGACAGGCCUUUCCUGCUUGUGAUUAGCAAUCGCAAUACCAAGAGCAUACUCUUCAUGGGAAAAAUAGCCAAUCCUUCUGAAAAAUAAAACUGGUUUUCAUAUUCUGUCGAAGCAUUAAUACUGCAUACUGUUUUUUGUGUGUUCUUUCCUGGAAGUGAUAUUAAAAACAAAAUUGCAGUUG
Molecule: messenger RNA, 1570 nt
Organism: Polyodon spathula (Mississippi paddlefish)
Lineage: Eukaryota; Metazoa; Chordata; Actinopteri; Acipenseriformes; Polyodontidae
Product: alpha-1-antitrypsin-like
Exons: 5
Coding region: 151-1476 (441 amino acids)
Biological process (GO): negative regulation of endopeptidase activity
Molecular function (GO): serine-type endopeptidase inhibitor activity
Source: RefSeq, a predicted model, not a curated record